GGCCCGCCAGCGCCACCCGCCGGCCGCGGGGCCGCACCGCGCCUCCCCCCGUCCCCCCCUGCUCCGGCUCUCAAUGUUCCACACUGCCCGGCCACAGAGCCGCCGCCGCCGCCGUAUAGCCCCCCGGCCGCCUCCGUCCCCUCCUCGGGCGCCGCGGGCCCGGCCCGGCCCCCCGCCAUCCCGCCUCUCCGACCCAGCAGCGGGACAGGACGCCGGCGAAGUUCCCCACGAUGUCCAGUGAUAGGCAGAGGUCAGACGAUGAAAGUCCAAGUACCAGCAGCGGUAGUUCAGAUGCCGAUCAGAGGGAUCCACCUGCACCUGAACCAGAAGAGCAAGAAGAACGAAAACCCUCUGCCACUCAGCAGAAGAAGAACACCAAACUAUCCAGCAAAACUACUGCUAAGCUAUCUACUAGUGCAAAAAGAAUCCAGAAGGAGCUAGCUGAAAUAACCCUUGAUCCUCCUCCUAACUGCAGUGCUGGUCCUAAAGGGGAUAACAUUUACGAAUGGAGAUCUACUAUACUUGGACCUCCAGGUUCUGUAUAUGAAGGAGGUGUUUUUUUCCUGGAUAUCACGUUUUCAUCUGACUAUCCAUUCAAGCCACCAAAGGUUACUUUCCGUACCAGAAUUUAUCACUGCAACAUCAACAGUCAGGGAGUCAUCUGUCUGGAUAUCCUGAAAGACAACUGGAGCCCUGCUUUGACUAUUUCAAAGGUUCUGCUGUCUAUUUGUUCUCUUCUGACAGACUGCAACCCAGCUGACCCUCUGGUUGGAAGCAUAGCCACUCAGUACCUGACCAACAGAGCAGAACAUGACAGGAUAGCCAGACAGUGGACCAAGAGAUAUGCAACAUAAAUGACAAACUACUUGUGCAGUGUGAAGGUGCAGAAGGCAACUUUGCAGUGUGCAACAAAUCUUUAUAGCCUUUACAAUACGGACUUCUGUGUAUAUGUUAUACUGAUUCUACUCUGCUUUUAUCCUUUUGAAGACUGGGAUACUGCCCCCCAAAAAGGUAAAUGCUAUCAAGAGUAGAAAUUUGUAGCUGUAGAUUAGUUAUGUUUAAAAUGCCUACUUGCAAGUCUUGCUUCUUUGGGAUAUCAAAAUGUAUUUUGUGAUGUACUAAGGAUACUGUUCCUGAAGUCAACCAAAUAUUAUAGUGCAUUUUAGCCUAAUUCAUUAUCUGUAUGAAGUUAUUAAAGGUAGCUGUAGAUUACUAGGAAUUAUGUCAUUUGUAUUAAACCCAGAUCUAUUUCCAAUAUGUGGUACAUGCUGUUGUGAAAACUGUUUUAACUUUUACCUUUGUCAGUUUGUAAUGAAAGGAUUUCCUUUUUCCCUUUGUAGCUCAGAGAGCACCCAGUGUAUCAUCUCAAACACAAUAAACAUGUUCCCCAAGGAGUAGUUUCUUUGUUUUCCUAUUUUAAAUUAAUAUUUGAAUAAAUUUAAUUAUAGUAACAAGGCAGGGCCAAUGUAUCACAGAUCCCUGUGGAUAACCUUUAAAUUAAUAUACAUAAGCAAAGGCUUGCUAUUAAAUGUUUAAUGCACACCUGUGGAUUGUUUAAGUUUUCCCUGUUUUGUUUUUAACAGAACAAAUGUCAUUUCUACAGUUUCCUUAAAUUUAAUACUGUUCGGCUCUUUCUCAAGUCGGAAUGAGAGCAUUGCACAUGCUUGCUCCAGAAGUUAAUGUAGCUGGUUGCUUCAGGGCUGGUCCUGCUUUCAUAACAGACUGCCUGAAUCUUGCUACAAAAAUUUUUUUUGCAGGACAAGGGCCAAGUUAGAGAUAGUCUGGUGCUUUUGUUUCUAAGUAAAGCAAGUUGGACUUGCUGAUCUAGAGAACUACAGUUAUCCAUUGAAAAUGGUCUUCCAAAGCAUGAUUGAACACUGUAUCAUCUGUCCAGAAAAGAGAGGAGUAGAAUAAAUCUAAUCAGAUUUUUAUGACAUAAAAACAGUUGUGGGGGAGAUGAACCUUUGUUAGUGAAUAAUAAAUCUGUAAAACUUUUAGACUAUGUUUCCCCUCCUUCACUUUCUGGCUUGGAAAUUUUGUAACAUCUGUAAGUAACAAAGAUACAGCUUUAUAGUACAUACAGUUUAAAAAGUAGAGUCACUAAUAGUUUUAUAAUUUAAGCUUUUAUAGGUUGCCAGUCACAAUAUUGAUUAUAAAAAAAAAAAAAAAGAGACUUGAACCCUUUAAAUGAUUUUUAAAAAUACACUUAAUUUUAAACUUUACAGUCCCCCUUACUACCUGGUGUUUUUGGAGAUAAUGUAGCACUUCCAUCAGUAAGAUGCUCAUUUAAUAUAUGAAAACUGAAUGUUGUUUAAAUAUUAAAGCAAUA
Messenger RNA from Falco peregrinus (peregrine falcon), 2329 nucleotides. It is a transcript of the gene UBE2E3, whose product is annotated as ubiquitin conjugating enzyme E2 E3. Bases 231 to 854 code for a protein of 207 amino acids. Lineage: Eukaryota; Metazoa; Chordata; Aves; Falconiformes; Falconidae. Gene Ontology annotation, molecular function: ubiquitin conjugating enzyme activity. Gene Ontology annotation, cellular component: nucleus. The record is from RefSeq and is a predicted model, not a curated record. Gene Ontology annotation, biological process: protein polyubiquitination. The transcript has 6 exons.